Molecule: messenger RNA, 1002 nt
Organism: Tuber melanosporum (Perigord truffle)
Lineage: Eukaryota; Fungi; Ascomycota; Pezizomycetes; Pezizales; Tuberaceae
Exons: 4
Coding region: 1-924 (307 amino acids)
Biological process (GO): mitotic sister chromatid biorientation
Cellular component (GO): DASH complex; mitotic spindle pole body; mitotic spindle polar microtubule
Source: RefSeq, a predicted model, not a curated record
AUGGGUGAUGACAAAAGAAAGUUCGUAUACUUGUUAUCCUAUCAUCAGAGCGGUAGAACUAUCGGUACCGGAGCUUGUACUGCGCCGCAUGUAACGCGUGAGACUUCUGGAAAUGAGUUCGGCUGCGAGAUCCUCCGACCAUCCACAUCACGUCACCCCCCGUCCAACCCUAUCCGUGACACAGAUGUCACGGGUGACGAUACACUUGUGACCCAGAGCCGAGCCCGAGCAGACAUGACUGUCAGGUCAUCAUCCAUUUCUUCAUCCAUAACUUAUCACACCGGCAUUCGUCCUGUGCUCGAGUACCCCUUCUACACUACCACCGCCACCACUACCGCCAAUAUGACAGAAACAGCUGCUACUCCCUCAUCGUCCAAUCGUCAGAACAAGUCUGGAUCUCGGCCUCCCUCUCGUCCGCAUACUCCGCUACGCCGCUCCUCGCGUGGUUCCCUUGCCGGUAAAACGGUUGAUGAUGCUUUCCCGCUCAACGCACUCGAACCUGCAUUCGCCGAGCUCUCGGAUGCCGUGACUACCCUAGAAGUUAAUAUGGCGGAUAUGCAGAUUAUGCAUGAUAGCUUAUCCAGGUUUAGCGAGAGCUUCGCUAGUUUUCUCUAUGGAUUGAACAUGAAUGCUUUCUGCGUGGAUUUUACCGAAGCGCCGGUUCAGGAGUCAUUCAAGAGAGCGGAGGAGCAUGAGGUUACGUUGGGUCGAUCGGCGGGCCGUGGUUCACAGCAUGGCGGUUGGAGAUCUGAUUAUGACGCUGAAACUACAUUCUUAACAAACGACCAAUCCUUCGUUCACGAACCCGCUCCACCAAGGGUCCCGACCCCUACAAAGACCCCUGCCCGCCGUGGACCAAGGGGUGGUCGGGGAGGGCGGGGCAGUGGGAUCGCUAGGGGAAGGGGGGUUCCGAGGUACAAGUAAUGAAUGGGAGAUAACGAGGGCUAGUUUUUCAAUCGUAGCAUAGCGUGGCAGCAGUGAUAAAAUUUAAAAUUACUUGUA